Messenger RNA from Pocillopora meandrina, 12197 nucleotides. The record is from the annotation of a GenBank genome assembly. NCBI's taxonomy places the organism in Eukaryota, Metazoa, Cnidaria, Anthozoa, Scleractinia, Pocilloporidae.
AUGGAGAGAAUCUAUUUCUUGGCUUUAACGCUCAGCUUUGUCACGGCAAAAGCAGGUAAAUGUUGAUAUUUCGAAUGAAUUCAGGAUAUUUAAAAAAAAAUGGAGGAACGUAUACUGGAGAAUUUUGCUAUAGUUUUGAUCACUAGAGAAGUAACAGUGUGAAAUUAUUCAUCACUACCCACAAACAUCUGUAUGACCCAAGGUAUGACUUUCCCCAAGGGUACAAGAUCACAAAAACUGGUGUUACCACGUCCUCAUAACUCAAUAACUCUGUUAUUCAGUAAGCCAUUAGAUUUAAAAUGAAUUACAUGCAAACAUUCCAGCAUAGCCUCGGCUGUGAAUGUCAAUCAAUCUCAAACAAUGUGGAAAGUGAAAAAUUGUUGAAGAAAAACUAAAGAAUUUAUUUGCGCUCAUUCACUCCGAUACAAAUUGCAUACGAAAUUAUUUUAUCAUUCUUGCGAAUUUUCACCGGUAAAACUAGUCUUUAAGUUUUCAGUAUGCUUUCUUAUUAUCCAACUGCACAAAGUAGAGUACACAUUACGCGCGAAUAGAGUACAAAUAUCCUGCGAUAUUGUUCGAUUAUUUGAACUGUUGGUUAUUUUGUACUGUAGAAAAACCUGUUUAACCAGCCGGCUGCGCGCUAGGCUCCUCUAUCAGCUUUGCUUUCCCCGCCUUUUGAGAAAUGAACAGAAAGACUUGGCAGAAAAAUAAGCAGUUGGAUAACAAAUAACUAAUUAAACGUUUUGGUGUGUAGUAUCGCUGAGUAUUUUUACGAGUUGUGCCGUAGUUUUAAGAGUUGUGCCUAACCCUAAUCCUAACCCUAGGCAAAACGUCUGAUAGGAUAUACUUAGCUACAUUUUCGUUUUCAGUCGCUGAGCCGAACUGUCUGUGGAGAGAACUUAAUAAGCGAACUUUUACUUCUCUUUCAGUCGCAAGCCGGCGUCCACCCGAGAUCACGAAUUUCAUACAAAAGGAUUUAGUCAACCCAGAUGAUGUUGAAUCUAAAGGGUUUAAACUUCCCUGUGGAGCCGCAGGGACAAAUCUUUCUUGGACGUGGAAACAUAAUGAUACAGAGCUCACAUCGUUCAGGGGAUCACCGCAUUAUUCUCUCAAUAAAGAUGGCACUUUGAUUGGCAAAUAUUUAUCUUCCCAACACAGCGGGACUUAUCAGUGUAUUGUUAAGGAUAAGGACACUAAAAUUGAAGUGUUCAGUAGAAAAGCGAGAGUCGCUAUAACAGGUAAAUCUUUUUAAAAGAUGAGCAAACGAGAUCAGAUUAAGACAAUUUUUUUUUAAACAGAUCGGAUUGGCUAUCAAGUUACAAAACAGCUUAACACUUGGCUACUCUUCUUUCUAUCCUCUAAGCCUGCAUAGCAGCCCUUUCUGUUUCUUUCAAAUGAAACGGGAAAGAUUCGCAGUCACGUGGCUUGUGCAGUAGUAGAGGUUCAUUACCGUUCUAUCCAUCGUAGGCUUGUGCUCCUUAGGCCACCCAACAGCGUAGUGCUUACAUAUUACUUAAGUAUCUUGAUUCUUGGAUAUUUCGAAAAUGCCGCUUCCUCGUUCUUUCUUUUUUUUUCUUUUUUUUUUCGGUACUUUGUCAAAAGGGAACCUUAGUAGGUGAGAUUGACUCAGACGAGAGGGAAACAUUUUUGUUUUUAGCACGAGAAUACAUCCGAAGUGAUGAUAGCUCUGUUUCGAGUGUUCUGAACAUUAAAAUUUCAUUUUAAAGGCCAAAUUCAGUGAUAUGUGUCAUCAAAUGAUAUAAACUGUAUAUUCUCUUGGCGUCAUAUCAUACUGCAAAACCUGCGAUAAACAACGGGAUUUCUUAUACCAGAAGAAAGAUGACGUAACAAGAUAUCUAAAACUUCAUCAUCUGGAACCGUUUCUCAUUUUUCUUCGAACUUUGAAAAAAAUGGAACUCAUUCUUCUUUUACUGAGAUUUUGUUGAUAUUUCCUUGAAUUUUUACCUAUUACAAUACGUGCAUUAUUCUUUGAUCUUUACUGAUCUGAUGAUGAUCAAGAGAAGCAAAGAGAAGCCCGCGUACUUAAUCAUAAUUCAUAUUCUUCGAUAGAGAGCUUUUCAGUUGGGUGCCCCGAUUGGUUUUAGAGAUGCACUCUACUGGUUUGGAGCCUGGCGCGAAGUUGCUACUCCAAUCGCAGAGUAAGGUGGAGCGCUGAGCAAAAGCAGUGCAUUGCCAGAUUACUUCAGUUCGACAUUCGAUUAAAAUUCGCUUCAUUUCAGUGAAUUUAACUUGUCAUUAACCCUUAACACCCUAAAAUCAGUAUGCAUAUUUUCUAUACUGCUCUUUCUACAUUUCCUAAGGUGCUGACAAGGAGAUUUUGUUUAUCAAUCAAAAGUUUCUUUCGUUGGUGAUCAUUUCCUUUAUUCUCAUGACCUUAAUGUGUGAUUCUGGGGUUAUAUUGUGUGUGAAGAAAUUUGAUGCUAGUCUCUCUUAGGGUUUAGAGGGUUAAAAUAUUUCACUUCUUUCAAUCUUUGUCAGUUCAUGGUGAAUUCAUCGAUAGCAGCAGCAAGAGUGUAGCGGUUGACCUUGGAAAGCCUUUCCGAUUUCAGUGUCCCAAACACACAGCGGGCUUUGGCACUUCAUACGCUUGGGUAAAACCAUCAAAUAUCCACUUGUCGAGGAGCGAACGACGAGGAUUAUCUCCAGACGGGACUUUGUUAAUCGCUUACCUCACCCAGGAGGAUAUCGACGAGGUUAACUACGGCGGCAUAAAGUGUCAAAUAAGGGCUGGGAGUACCUAUGAAGAUUCUGGAAAAUUACGUCUUGUGAAGAAGAACCCUCAACAGAAAGGUAGGGAAUAGGCGCGUACUUGCGGACACGUGGCUGACGAAUGGUGAUUGUUGAGAAAACUAUUAGUUUGAAUGAUUGAUAUCAAUCACGGCGCUAUAUGCUUUACCGUAAAAGUGGACCGAUCUUGCGUAUGUUAUCGCAGCGUUAUUUCAUUCAAGAUCUUUUUCCGUGAAGUUUUGGUUUCAUCAACUGAGUUCGAAACGCUCGAAACGUCAGCUUUGAAACUCUUUACAUUGGCUAGUUUACAUUAUCAACUCAGUUGAUACGUAACGUAAAAGGUAACCAAAUUAUCUUGCUAUACUCUCCCACUGAUGCAGCAUUACUCUUUCUUGGAAACUUAUCCCCUUUUCAUAAAGUUUUAUUUAGAAUAUCACGUAGCGGCAGAUAAUUAGUUAAUUAGUGGAAAAGAAAAUAUCCUUUACCUCUUCAACUUGAACUUAAAUGAUGUGAAUGUGUCUCCUUCCUACCCAGACCCCGGCACUCCUGUUACGCUUUCUUGGGCCGCUGUACCUGCGGUGGACGAGCUUGCCAUUGAGGGUAGACGGAAAUUUCUUUACUGCUUCGCAAAUGGACGGUGAGUAUCGCAUAUCUCCUACUUUUGGAAAAUGCGAGGUAGAGGAAGCAGAUUUUUCUAGAUUAAUAGACAAUUUAAAAUGUUCUGCCUACCUAUUAAUUUGUGCAGCACUCCAACAUACGCUGCAUCUUUGUACAACUUGCAGGCCAACACCAGAAAUCACGUGGAAGAAGAAUGGACAACAGAUUGUAAAUGGACAGAAUUCCUUUGAAAUCCCUCGCCAUUACUAUGGCCAUCGUCUAAUUAUCACAAAUGUGAACAGGGAAAGUCACCAAGAUGUGUACACUUGUGAGGCAAACAAUUCCCGUGGCAAUGUCUACCCCAUGGUCCGUACAAUCAAUUUGGAAGUGAAAGGUAAACUGUCAUCCAUUAUAUGUCUACUCUGCAACAUGUAGAACGCUUUUCGAUUGAGUCACCGUAACGGCCAAUCAGAAGGAAGGAAAUUACCAAAACGAGGCAAUGAGAACUCAAAGUAAAAGGAAAAACGACCUAAUUGCUCAAAGGGCGGGAGAACUCGGGCGAUCAAGUCAUGAAUGGUUUUAGUUUUGCAUCUGAUUGCGAAGUUUUGUAAUCAUAGAGCAAAGUAAAACAAAACCAGUAAAAUCCCCGAUUACUUUCCACUCUCAAUUGCUCUAAGGGAAAGUACUGCAGGGAAGCUCUCAUGCGAAUGGUCACACACUAAUAAGGUUUCACUGGCAGACUUAAAGUAAAAUUGAUUCACAUUGUAGCAGCAUGAAAAAAUACCUUAUUGCUUGAUAGGUUUUAUCUCAUCACACAGUAAACUGGAGUUUUAUCCACAACUUUGAAAUCAUCCCCAUCUCGUACAUUAAGCAUCAGUUCACCGCCUCGUCUUCUUUGGAACCCCUAUAAACCAAGAGUGGUGGAACAGGUCUUAAAAAAUAAUCAGUGUCGUCUUUUUUUUAGUUCCACCAAGAUGGAACGACAAUCCUCCACCAAGUGAAAUGAGCAUCAUAAUUGAUAAAAAUGACACUAUUGAGUGUCAAGUGGUUGCAGACCCUGUGGCAACAAUCCUAUGGUACAAGAAUGGUGUACACUUGCAGUCGUCAAGGUAAACGUACGAGUUAUAGCGUACAUUUUUUACGUAUGAAUUCAUGCCAUACCCAAACAAGCAUGAAGUGUUAAGUCUACUGUUUUGCUUUGUUUCUCUUCUUUGCUUGGCUAUCAGUAGUUUAUUUGUGUUCGUAUGUUGUUUCUUAAUUUGGAAACUGUAAUUUGGCUCUUAAAAAACCACAGAAACCAAAACAAAGCACGUGCAGGCUCAACUUUCCAAAAAUAAAACUAAUAUUGCAUUUUGAAGGUGCUUCUGAAAUCACAGAUUUCGCAUCUUGCCAAGCUUAACUUGCUUAUCAUCCUCAGUGUCCUUCGUUUUCGUUAGCUCUUGCCUCUCUGAUGUUGUCUCAUUAUCAUGCGAGCUAGCAGUUUAGGGUGCACGGAAAAUUAACGAUUAGCAGCAAAGCCGCGAGUGGAAAAACUUCUCGCGGCACCGCUGCUCGUUUUUAUACGGUUCCGCUUCUUGACGCUUCAAAGCACACACAGAUGACAAAACCGUCAUCUACGACGCGAGCAGUAUCUGUCUGUCAUGAAAAAUGAUUAUUUAGAUGUUUUCUUCUCUAUAACGGCAAUUUACACAACAUCCCAGAAAACAACCAAAAUAUUGCAAUGCAGGUACAACUUCGUUGGGUUUUGAAGGUUCAUGAGCCUGCAUGCAUUUGUGUCUUAACAGUGAUCGGAUAAUCGUGGAUGGAAGCAAAUUACAUCUCAGAAAUGUUAAUCUGACCGAUGAGGGUGUCUAUCAAUGUGCUGUGGAAAACCAAUACGGUAUGAUUGUGUCUGCAACCUGGGUUCAAGUGAAAGGUAGGUUUGAUGAAUCUAAAUAUCACGAUUGAUUUUAAGGUAGUCUAUUCUAAGAUGGCUUUUUGGAAAGUCAUUAAAAGAAAGGACUGACCUUUGAUGUUUAUAAGCAUAAAUUUCACCAUGAUAAUAGCCAAGUACAAGAAAGGGAAAUAACACGAGGAAACAAACGAUAGCAGCUGCCAAAGCCUCAAACAAAGGAAACGCGAGCGUCCAAGGAGCAAAUUGUUUGAUGGUGUUGAAUUUGAUAGAUAGACGGCGCGAGUUUUCAAGAUCAAUGACAAAGCAAAGUAAAGCAAUACCAGUAAAAUCCUAGAUUGUGGACGCUCAUUUGAAAAGGACUCUUUGGAGCAAAAAGAAAAUCUUACUUCGCUCUUGUCAGUUGAGCAUCACACAAUAUCUGAACAUGAAUAAUUUCAAUUUAUUUCUUUCGGAACAAUUUGUUUUUCUCAGCCUGGAAACCAUCCUUCGACAAUCGCCAGUUUGGCCCUUUUCACUUGCUUCAUGACCAUGAGGGCAGAUUACAAUGCAACCCAAAUGCAGAGCCUCGCCCAAAAUUUGAGUGGUUUGUCAAUGGAGUUCAGAUCUCAGACGGAGCCGUUAACAGUCGAUAUAGGUUACUAUUAGACGGUACCUUGGUAAUAAAGACCGUCGAUAAAGACAAGGAUGCCGUAAACUACACUUGCAAUGCUGUGAAUAUGAUGGGCAAGGCUUCUGCAACGACAGUUCCAACAGUGCUGAGUAAAAUACUUAUGUUAAAUAAUGUGAUUAAAAGAGUGGUUUGCAUAGCCAUUUAUGGUGACCUUAUUUAUUAGUGAGAAAGUAUUCAUGGUGCAAAAGAGAUCCCAGAUCAAUGCAAAGAAGUAAUAGAAUCAACACGAUUUCAGAAUUUAAAACCGUCCUAGAACCUUGCGCUUAAAUACCAGAUGCUUCAAAAUUGAAAUUGUGUCAAAUUUGUCAUUACCUUCCCAUUUCUGACUCUUCUUCACUCGGCUCCACCGCGAUUAGGUUUGCAUUUUAACCGCAUUACUUUGAGUCUUUUCCUUUGCUUUACUGUUACAUUCUAGUUCUACCGUUUUUCGUGACAAAACCUAGAAAUCAAACAGUGCUUGAGAAAGGAACAACGGCAUUCUACUGCAAUGCAAAUGGCCAUCCGCUUCCUAACAUAACAUGGGUCAAAGAUGGAGAGACAUUUGGUCACGGGAGCACACUGAGGUUUGAAACAACAUGGAGAGGACAGUCUGGAAGAUACUGGUGCCGUGCACAAAAUGGACUGAAUGUCGUUAUCAAUGCUAGUGCUUUUCUGAAUGUGCAGUGUAAGUAUCCUACGUAUUCAGGGCUUAAGCCAACCAGCAUCUUGCAAUGUAAUGCAGCGGGCCUGUUCGCGCACUUUCAGGGACGCAGUGGCUGAACAGUUAGCAUGCUGGUUUCUGAGACAAGAGGCUCGAGUGUGACCUGGCUGGGUUAUUCUAUUGUGUUGCUGGGAAGAAUCUUUACUCUCGUGGUGCCCCUUUCCCCUGGAGCAUAAACGAGUACAGGUGAACUGUCAGUGAAAUCUGAGGGGGGGGGAGGGGUGGUUAACCUGCGCCUGGGAUGGACUUGCAUCCAAUGGGGGUAGCAAUACUCUGAUUCACUUCAUGGUAUGAAGCUUCAUGAUUUAACCUGUUUGGGCAGAUACAUAGUAGCUCUACGAGAGAGAGAUUUCAAACUUUAAAACGUUGUAAUUCUAACAUCGUUUCCUUAAUUUUCACAGUUCCGUCAUAUUUUCAAAGUCGGCCAGCUUACCAGUCUGUCCAAGAAGGUGAUGAGGCUUCUUUCCACUGCGGUGCCAUAGGCAACCCAACCCCAAAGAUCUCAUGGUUCAAAGACGGGAGAUCUAUCGGUACAGGAAGCACAUUGAGCUUUGUUGCGUUCAGAAAUCUCUCUGGAGAAUACUGGUGUUCAGCUGAUAAUGGUUUGGGAUCGGCCAUCAACGCCAGCGCUCGACUAAAUGUACAGAGUAAGUAUGAAUGGGUCGCUUUUGGAACCAAUGUUUAGCAAAAACACGAUGAAAAAGAAAAGUCGUAGAAUCUCAUCAAAAUUAUUCUAGAGUUUUAACCAAGCAGCUAAAGGCAACUUUGAAUGCAAUACAUUCAACAACACAGUACAGGUGAAAUUUCCAGAAGGUCACUACGACCAAGUGUUGUGAAAGAACCGAGCCAAGGUCGAUGGGAACGAUUCUUAACUCAGCAGAUACGCGCGGCGUAGAUGACAAGUUAUUGCGGUCCUUCCGUAAGCAAUUGAGUUUCUCGCUGGUCCAUAGCCUUCUUGUCAACCAUUCAUAAACGUAUUUCUCUGAGUGAGUUAGCAUAUUUGGGAGUAAAAGUAUCAUUGUUUACCUAACUGAAGGUGACAAAUACAUCAGUUUCGUUUCCAUAUUUAUUUACAGUUAAACCUCAUUUAAUCACCACACCAAGGAACCAAUCGAAAGUUGAAAACAAACAAGUCACGUUCCAUUGCAAUGCCACUGGACAUCCAAUCCCAAAGAUAACAUGGACUAAAGAUGGGAGGACUGUGGGCACAGGAAGCAAGCUUACCCUAACCGUCUCUCGGGGUGACGCCGGAAGAUAUUGGUGUACGGCGGACAACGGUGUAAGUGCUGACGUUAGAGCAAGCGCUUAUCUCCGUGUCUUGUGUAAGUAAUCGAAUUAACUUACCACUUUAAUAUUUUGGGCAAACAGUCCGAUUUCAGACAAUCAUGUCCGAAUAGGGACAAUUAUGUCCCUAUUCGGACCCCAAUUAGCUAAUCUACAGCUAACACAUUGACACGUUGAUAAAGUUUUCACUCAUAAAGUUUGUGUCCGUUUUCGGACGACAACAUCCGAUUUAGAUCAUUUGUGUCUGCUUGUGGGCGGAACCGACCGAUUUCCGACACUUGUAUCCGUUUCCGGACGGCACCGUUCAAUUUCGGACUCUUAUGUCCAUUUUUGGACGAUAACUGGACUCCGAUUCUGGACUCCUGAGUCCGUUUCCGAACGAUAACAUCCGAUUUAGAUCACUUUUGUCCUUUUUAGGGCGGAAAUGUCUGAUUUCUAACUCUUGUAUCCGUUUUCGGGCGGUACCGUUCGAUUCAGACACGUGUCCAUUUCGGAUUCUAGUGUCCGUUUUUGGACGGAACCGUCGGAUUUCGAAAACUCCCGUCCGUUUUUUUAUCGGCAACAUCCUGAUUUCGGACACUCAUGAUCAUUGUUGUACUGUAACAUCCGAUAUAAGAUAUUUGUGUCUGUUUUCGGACGCUGGGUAUCGUCAGAAGUCUUAGACAGUUGUCUGUUUUCGACGGUGCAGUCCGAUUUUGGAUGGUAUCGUCAGAUUUCGCACUCUUCCGUUCACCAUGGGUCCAUACAGACUUCAUCUGUAUCUGACGUAAUGUGAUAAAACUCGGGUUUCAGUAAUCACCUGUGGCAUUAACACCAAUCGCAUCUUGUAAUGCAUAUUUCUUAUUUCCCUUUUUUUUAGAUGUCCCCUCUCCGCCGAUUAAUGUCACAAUAACAGACUGUAAAAACUGGAGUGUGGAACUCCACUGGGUACGAGGCCCUUCAACUGAUGGUGCUCCAAUCACGCAUUACCUGAUUGAGCAGGAAUCUGGUGAGGACCCUGUGGUUUUCAGCUUAUUGCACAACGUUAGCAAAUCGGAUGUAACGAGUAUGACCUUCAACAUCAGCUUGGGGACUUCGCCUCGUUUCCGCAUCAAAGCAGUUAACAAUGUUGGUGAAAGCCUACCCAGUUUAACAGUCAAAACAACUUGCCAGGGAACCAAGACUGACAUUGGUAUGUAUGCCUCGUAAAAGAGAGUACAGACACCCACUCAGUGGAAUAUUGGUAACAAAUGGGUGUAGUUAUUUUUCAAUAUGGAUGAAGGUUUCUCACGACACAGAGGCAAUAACAAUGAAUUGAUACAACUAGCUUUGCGAAGAUGUCUUUCCUUAGCACAUUCAGUUUUUCCGUUCUUCCAAUCUGGACGAGUCAAGAAAUUAUAAUCUAUGAUAAUUGCUUACAUUCUCAAUUAGCCGUAUUCAUUGGAUUUUCUCAAUCUAUGAAAUGACAUAUCUCUUUGAGGCUCUUUUUCGAUUAAAUUUAGCAAUUUCCAUUAAGUAUUGAAGACAAUCAUGGAUUGCAUGCAUUUUGCUUUAUUACGCUAUGUGAUUGGUCCAGAAUUUUACCCUCUCAGCCGAGCACGAUCAAUUAAAACUAGUUAAAACCUGGAAAACGCGGCCAUUUGAAGUAAUGCAUCGAUCAAGUUGAAGCCUAAACACUCCCUCCCCCCGGGCAACCCACAAGCAUUUGACUGUCGUCCUUGCCUGGGGGUUGGGAAUUUCAACAUUGCCUUAGUUACAAAAACUGUCAAGUCUUUCCAGCGUGAAAACGCGUCUUAUCUUUUAAUGUGGAGGUAAAUAUUUAAAGGUGAAAAGUUCACAUCUGCAAGCAGAUGGCUCAUAAGAAAAGGUCCAUAAGAAAGCCACCGUCAUUUGUUAUACCUUUUCAAAAAAAUUUACAAUAAAAUCUAGCACUUGGUGGGGCAUUUGAACACAACUUUGGCCCCGGAAGUGGAGGGGGGGGCGAAAACUUGAACGAACCUGAUUUAGGUGUUGUUCACACAACAAUCAAUCGAAAACUGUACAUUCUAGCAAUUCUGAAAUGUUUAAAUAUGGUUUUGUUUCUUCAGGUGCACGCCAGCCAGAGGUAAAAAAACCCCACAUUUACCAAAAGGCGUGGUUUCUCAUUAUGUUGGCCCUUAUUGCCUAUUUAGUUCUGAUUUCAGCGCUUGCCUUGCUCUUCAUAAGCUAUUACAAGGGAAAAGGGAAAAAAUACGAAGGUAAUGAAGCGGGAAACAAGUGCAGUGUGAUGUAACGUUCCAAAAAGCACGCUUGUAUUGAAAGAAAAGAUAUUGUAACGUAACGUAUUGUAACGUGACGUUUGAUAACGUAACUUAUGAUAACGUCAUGCAUGGCUAGGUAAAUUAUUUAGUAUUUAGCAUCAGAGCUUAACGUAGUUACAGUGGCAAUGAUCUGAUAUUACUUAGCUAUAGUUUGCAGGGAACGUUUUUAAAAGAACUCUGAAGGUAGAGUCAGAUUCAAGCUGAACUCCCUUAUUUUCGUAGCUGAGCCGAGAUCAGUGUUCACUCUUCUUGUAAGCACGACAGGUUAAAGAAAUUUUUCAAUCAGUGGAGCAGUCCUUUUACCAGUUGAAUUUACAAAAAUUACGAGCGACUUUAAGCGGUAAUGAUUGUUACUACAGGCGGUAGAUUUUACCAGUUACCACCUGGUAAGGAGAACAGCGCGAGACAUUCAUUGCUAUCUUUGUGACUUUGCAAUAAACUUUCUACUUGAGCACGCUAGAUAGUAUUAGAUCUCAAACACCUUCAACACCGUUAAGUUAAGGAUUUUUUUCGUCGUGAAUGUGUGUGGGUUGGCACGCUUAAUGGAAUUCAGGUCUUACAAUGUAGGAUUUGACAGCUUACCAAGGGAUGCAAUGAACGGAUCAAUGUCAGUAACUGAACAAAUGCGCAGCUACCCCUCCCCUAACCUAAAAUUAACCCGCAGUUGCAUAGAUACAGACAUUGAUACCAAAUACCUUUGACUGCGACAUUGUUUUAUACCAUUCCCACCUCUCAUAAGUCUUACUUGUUUUUUUCGUUUCUCUAGUUAGAGAACGCGAACGAAAACGCGGAUACACAGACGAAGAAAAACGAUUGGAGGAAAACGUUGAAGACGAGGAAGCAAACAACUUAGGGGGGAAUGCUGAAAAGAUACCGCUGUAUGUAUUAACCCUUUACACCCUAACAUCAAUAUGUAUAUUCUCCAUACUGUUUUCUGCACAUUUCUUAUGGUCUUGUCAAGGAGAAUUUACAGUCAAGAACCUCUGAUUGGGUGGUAGUUUCCUUUUCCUUGGUUGUCACAACAAACUUUACCUGAUCCCCAGAAGGCUUCAUAGCACUUUCAUGAUCCCCCUUCAACUGAACUAGGCGGUCAAAUUUCUCAUAAUUAUGAGUCAUUAUUUGUAUACAAAUCGGACUGACAUAGUGUCUUGUUAUUUUUUCUUAGCGAGAGAAGACAGAAUCGCAACUCAAGGCCCGUCUCCAAUUCAAUCAGCUUACUUGAAUUGCAAUUCAGAGAAGACGGCUCCUUUACAGAGGAAUACGGAGGGGAAGAUGAUCUGUUACAGGGAACUUUUGUUUGAGGGACGCCAUACACUAGCUAAAAAUUUGUCACGCCAAAGGUGACAUGCCUUAGAAGAUGACUGCGUGACGUGACUAAUGAGAAAGAAUUGAAACUCUUCAGGAUUCUCGUGAAAUAGUGUUGUGUUACCAUCAAUCGGUGUGAUGGUGUAGCCACUUGCAAAAGUUGUCCUGAGUUGUUCUGUUGGAGGCUUAUUCGUAUCAUCAAUUGCACAUAUAAAGUUUUACGAAUCAAAUGGAUUGAAGAAGAAAAGGUUAAAAAAAGAGUUUAAGUAAUCGAAAUAUUGCUUCGAAAGUUGUAACGUAUGAAAACUGAAAGAUGAGUUUGUACCAUCCAUAUUUCUAUAGUUAAGUAAAUUUUGGGAGAUGGAUUCGUAGAUGAAUGAACGUCUUUCUCAAAGUAAAACAUUUUUCUCUGAGAACAUCUUGAAGGAGAAAUAAAACGAGUAUCGAGCUGUCACAAAUUAUGAAAAAUCGAGAAGUAACACUGCAACUUAAAAGCCCGAUGUUAAGAGUAAAGUGGUAGCACGUAAAUAAAAGGAGAAAAAAAGAUUAUCACGUCCUAGUAUUAGAGUCCAAAGCCCAUUCAGGUGAGUCAGAACUUGCCAAAAAAAAUCCUCUUCUAUGGGGUGGAACACAUGUUUGUUAAUGUUAGCAUGUUUAAAUUGAAUUUGAAAAGAACAACCAGGACUGUUUUAAUUUUAAUUGAACAUAGAUUCCAGUAGG